AUGGUCCGGAGCCCAGAGUCGGGAGACAAGGUCAAGAAAGAAACUCAGAAACAGGAGCAGGAGAAGGAGGAACCCCAGGUGUUGGAGGCCCACAGGGAGACAGGCAUUUGGUCUCAGUACCAGUGGGGGGGAAACAACCCUCCUCCAUUUCCAAUGCCAUUUGCCAUGCCCAGUAUGAAUGGAUGGACAGGUUUCGGAAUCCCUUAUCCGAUGAUGGGUAAUCCAUUCAGGUCAGAGAAUUUUAACCAGGGUGAUACUUCAAACUAUCAAGGUCCUUAUCGCAGUUAUCAGAACAGGAACUCCAGAUGGAAUCAGAACCAAGCAAACCGAGAUAGACAGUGGAACGGUUACAACAGUAACAAGUACAAUAACAAUUAUAAUAAUAGAAAUAACAACAACGGUUAUAAUAGUAACAAUUAUAACAACUCCAACAAUGGGUAUAACAGCACUGGUUAUGGAAAUAACGAUGGCAGGGGACAGUUAGCGAUCGAACCACAAUCAAACACGGAAGGCAGCGGCCAGUCCAGGAUGUCCAGGAAUUCCAACAAUUCGGGACAGUCCAGGCAGUCGUAUAACUCAAACAAUUCUAAGAGGUCAUUUAAUUCAACUGGCACUGCCUCGGUCAGUGCCCAGUUACAUAACAUUCAGGAGGAUGACGGAAAUUUUCCACAGUCAGCCUCGAACAAUCCACAGGAUAUUUAG
Messenger RNA from Drosophila santomea, 702 nucleotides. Its product is annotated as ABC transporter H family member 2-like. The transcript has a single exon. Bases 1 to 702 code for a protein of 233 amino acids. The record is from RefSeq and is a predicted model, not a curated record. Lineage: Eukaryota; Metazoa; Arthropoda; Insecta; Diptera; Drosophilidae.